AUGGAUCAACGUCCUCGAUCCAGCAGCCGUCUCCACCACCCAUCACCCGCCGGAAAACAACCAUUGCCCCGUCUGAUACGUUGCAAAAGCGAAAAUCCAGCCAUAUCUCCGCCUCCCACCACCACAUUAUCCAACAGAUCAAACACAGUCUCCAAAUCGCGCUCAACAUCCACUUCAAAAACGAGAAAUUUUAAGGAGAUGGAAGUAAACAGUUUCAUGAUUAACCUCCCGAAGCCGAUGAAGAUCAAUACCGGAGUCACUAAUCCGGUGGUUAAAAAGAAGAAGUCUUCAGACGCCGAUAGCAAUGGAGGAGACGGAACGUUUACCCGGUUUCUGCCACGAAAAAAACCCACAUCUCCUUCCGCGUGGGCUUUAUCUCCGGGGAGGGCUCCGCCUAUUUUGACAGCGGUGGUGCCGCCAAAGACGCCAAGUACAGGUGGCAGGAGCAGCGGUGAGGGUGGCGGCGGCGGUGGUGGUAGAAUCAGCGGAGUUUUAAAGUACUUUAAGCAAAAGAAAGUUGCGUCAUCGGAAGAAGCAGAUCGGCAUUGUUCAAAACUGAUGAACAAUCGGUUAUUGCAAUGGCGGUUUGCAAAUGCUCGAGCUCAGGCUGCAAUGUCCACCGUGAAAAGCUUGGCAGAGAAGAAAACGUUCAAUGCAUGGCUCAAGAUACUUGCGAUAAGAAAUUCGAACAUGGUAAAGCGGAUGGAAUUAGAAAAGCUCGAAAGAGACAUCAGAUUGUAUCAUAUUAUGAACUCACAGUUAUUCUUGUUAGAAAAAUGGCCGAAAUUGGAGGCUAAAAACUCUGAAGCUGUAGGUCGAAUGGUUAGAAAAUUGUCUGUAGCAUCUGUCAAUAUCCCAUUGGUUGAUGAUUCUAAGGGAGAGAUUUUAAUGGUUCGUGACGCGUUGGACAACGCCACAAGACUCUUGGAAGAUAUAGAAUCAACAAUCCCAAAAUUAAAUUGUCAGGUGGAGAAUUCAUGUUAUUUGUUAACCGAACUUUCAAUCAUCGCAAAAGAAGAAAAAGAGUCUUUGGCAGAGCUACAAAGAUGGAUGCGUGUCGUCAUGACACUUAAGAUACAGGAAAAAGAAAGAAGUUUGCGAGCUCAUUUAAUCCAAGUGAAGUGAAGAUUCUAG
Lactuca saligna is the source of this 1134-nucleotide messenger RNA. NCBI's taxonomy places the organism in Eukaryota, Viridiplantae, Streptophyta, Magnoliopsida, Asterales, Asteraceae. The record is from the annotation of a GenBank genome assembly.